AGCCUCGUCAUCGAAAGGAACCACACGCGGAGAGAGAGAGCGCAAUGGAGUCCUCCUUCCUCCAGAUCUCCCCACUCGCCCCUCUCCAAACCGUUCCCUCGUCCCACUCUUCGCCACCCCUUCUCCCCCCCCUCUGGCGUCGCCAUCCCCUGCCCCUCCGCCGCCGUCCGCCGGCGGCGGCGGCCCUGAAAAGCCCUCGCGGCUUCGGCCCCGCGCCCCAGAAGACCAAGAAGCGAAUGAAGCGGAAGAGCUCGUCCCCCAACGACGACGAUGACGAAGAAGAAGAAGAAGAAGAAGACGAAUCCGAGAACGAGGGCACGAUCCCUGAGGUGGUCACGAACCGGAUGAUGCGGCGAAUGGGGUUCUCGGUGGGGAUUCCGCUCGCUUUCGGUCUCCUCUUCUUCCCCUUCUUCUAUUACCUCAAGGUGGUCUCCAAGAUCGACGUGCCCACCUGGAUUCCGUUCAUCGUUUCCUUCUUCUUCUUUGGCUCCGCCCUUCUUGGGGUCAGCUAUGGGAUCGUUUCGGCGAGCUGGGACCCUCUCCGGGAGGGCUCGCUUCUUGGAUGGAACGAGGCUCGCCGGAAUUGGCCCGUCUUCUGGCAGUCGCUCUGGGGCGGCGGAAAGAAGUAGAUUGGAUUCCACCACCAAAGGUUGAACUGCUUGGAGGAAUAAUUCAGCAUGGAAGCAAGGAUAGGUCUGACAAUGUUUUUGGGAAGUGUUGGUGACUGAAAGAGUCUUAAGGGAGAAAGUUUAGAUCAGGAUAGAGCAGGAAAUGUGUAGAUAAAUUAAUGGGCUAGAAUACAUAACAGUCCAGUACCGAAGAAUUUGACUGCAAUUCUCUGGCACUAGUCCUGUAUUUUGGUCAAUGAUUUUAACUUCAGAAACUCUAGUAACAAUAUGAUGGCAAGGAUAUCAACUAGAUCACACAAUAAUUACCAAACA
Messenger RNA from Elaeis guineensis (African oil palm), 941 nucleotides. Lineage: Eukaryota; Viridiplantae; Streptophyta; Magnoliopsida; Arecales; Arecaceae. The record is from RefSeq and is a predicted model, not a curated record.